AAAAAAAAAAAAAAAAAUCUCAUCCAGACUCCGCCGCUUUUCUUGAGCUCGACGAGGAGAGGAGGUUGCGGAGACCAGAAGAGUGCGGCAGUGGGGGGUUCCGUCUCACCCGCCGCCACCAGCUGUCCGGCGCGCGCCGGUCCGUCGAAGAAGGGAGCUCCUCGCGCGACAUGGCCCGAGCUGUGUCAGUGCGCCCAAAUCCUCUGCUUCGGUUCCAAGGUGCGUGCCACACCACACCGUUGGAUCUCUCCGUCGACAGCGCUGGGCGAUUCUCGGCGCCUCCACACCCCCUUAGUUAUAGGAAUAAUCCCAAGUGGGCGUGUUGAAAUGCCCGUGAUUGUGAAAAUCUCCAUUUUGGGUUCAGAAGGUGACCACCAAAAUAUCUGAGAAAGUGGCAGGCUGGCAGCUGGAAUACUCUUACUUGUCUUUUGUGUAGUGCAGUGCAGAACUGCAUAUAGGUCAUUGGUUGCUUAGUUGUUUAACAAAGAGUUAGGUGGAUCAUGGAUUGUCUUGUGAAAUUUUUACUUGCAUUGCUUGGUCUGAGCCGGACUGAAGAUGUUCUUCUUAUCUAUGUUUGAAGUGGCAAAUCUGAUGAAGAUUCAUUCAAGAGAAGCCAUGUAUGAUCCACCUGCAAACCUGGAAGAUAAAUUACUUCCAUAUCGUGAGGAACAAAGUUAGCUUCUCUGAAAUCAGUCUCUGGAAGCAAAUGCCUUGACUUAGAAAUUUGGAGCUAUGGCCCAUGUGUAGGCAAGGGCAAUGAUCCCUUCUAUUACUUGAGGGGUGUAGCAGAGAUUAUUGAAGCUCGUCUUCUGAAGUUGUGAUUGACUAGAACCAGGGGAAAGCCAAGGACUUUCUUUUUGCUUGCAUUGCUUGGAUUGAGUGGGAGUGAAGUUGUCUUUCUUUUUGUAUCUGAAUUCUGAAAUGACAAACCUAAUGAAGAUCCUUCAGAGGCGCUUUGGUUGUGCCUUUUCUCGCACUGAACCGGGCCAUCGAUGGAGCAGUCAAAGAAGCAAUGCCACAGUAGCAAAACAAGAAAAGAAGGCAUUCUGACAGUGUGCAUGCAUGAUCCAGUAGGAUGUGUUUAAUAGUAGCCACUAUAACUUGCCAUUGUUCAAACGAUUGCAAACAUCUGUUGUAAGAUUCCAGUGGAGGUAAACCAGCCAAGAUGCACAACAAACAAUAUCAACUGCUGCUGGCUGCUCCGCACGCAGGUAGGAGCAAACUUAAUUACACAACCAAGCGGCGUACUAUCGGUCCUAAAUUCUCGUUCGUGAGCACAUUCCCAGUGGAGCUCCAAAAUCUGCAGCUUAACAUUCAGAUGGCCCCUUCCAUUGAAGUUAAUUCAAGAGGCGAUGAGCCAGCCAGGCGAAUAAGAAACCCAAGCCGGCACCUUGCGGCUGCCCCUCCUGCCGUCGCCAGGGCUUGCCGUCAGGCUAAGCCUGCGUGGCGCCGGGUGGGGAGGUCCGUAUCUAGGAGGCCUGCUGUGGAGGCCUUGGAGAGUUGUUGUGGGACAGCGAAGGUGAUGUAUGCUCGAGCGGCCGCUGUCGUCAGGCAGUGCACGCCAAUCGCAUUGGUGAAGUCAGUGGUCGCCGGAGGGAUCCAGCGUGGAGAUCUUCAUUGACGUGAAUGAGACCAAAUUACGUCUCAUCUAGAUGAGUUCUAGGUACUCCCUUAAUAACAAAGAUACUCGGGCAGAGGCUACCCAACUUGUUACUCGGAACGCAAUAACCGGAUCUGGGUGGUUUGUUUUUGGUUAUAUAAGCAUAUGCAUACCCUCGGAUCCUCCCAUUCUUCUUGUACCACACUCCUGAGCUCUCCCUCCUACCUGCGCUUCUGUGUUGCAGCUUUCCUUCUAUCAGCCGGAUCUAGCUCUCUAACAGGUUGUCGUAUGAUCAAUGGGUGAAACUGGAGCACCGAUGCCAUCUUGGAUGGAACUGUGGAAUGAGUGGGAGAUCCAAGCUGUUGUUGUUGCCAGCUUCAGUCUGCAGGUUAUCCUCUUCUUCUUCGCAGGGAUCCGCCGCUACAGCAUCUCGUCUGUUCUCAAGGCCCUCCUCUGGCUGGUGUAUCUGUCUGCCGAUGUCGUUGCAACGUACGCCCUGGGGAACAUGUCCUCGUCGUUGACGAAAAAAUCGUCCGGCGAGCACCAGCUGGUGGCGUUCUGGGCGCCAUUCCUCCUGCUGCACCUUGGUGGCCAGGAUACCAUCACCGCUUACGCCCUGGAGGACAAUGAACUCUGGCGGCGCCAUCUGUUAAAUAUGUUUCUGCAGGUCGCCGGCACCGCGUAUGUGCUCUACAAGUACAUCAUUGCAGGCGGGGCGACCUUUAUCCCCGCCGCUAUGUUGGUUUUGGCCACCGGAUUUAUCAAGUACGGCGAGAGGAUAUGGGCACUGAAGUGUGCAAGCAAGGGUUCCAAAGGGCCAAGUGGCUCUGUUCUCUUUGCCGGAAAGAAGAAAGAAAGUUCUGUUAUCUUUGCCGGAAAGAAGAAAGAAAGCUCUGUCCUCUUUGCCAUAAAGAAAAAAAUAAGCCGUGUCCUGAAGUACAUAUUUUUUUGUUUUAUUACCAUGCCUGGGCAAGACACGGAAAUGAACCUUGGAGAUUUUGAAGGGCCCAUGCAAUCAGUUGAUGAAACAAUAGUAGAUUGCUUCACCAAACACAAACAGUUUAGAAUUUAUGCAUUUAUUGUGAUGGCAGCACAUGCGUUGCGCUAUGCACUUGUCAAGCCUUUAAUCAUUGACAGGAAUGAGGCAUUCAUAGAUUGGAGUGGUACCACAAUUGGACUACUAAAGGGCCAUGCGGAAGAAUAUCCACGGGAGCUGUACAAGGCAAUAGAGGUGGAGCUAGCCCUUAUGUAUGACAUGCUGUAUACCAAGGCACAAGUGAUCCACACAUGGUAUGGCUACUGCAUCCGUGCUAUUUCCCUUGUGUCUUGCUUCACCGCUCUUGUGUUCUUCACAAAAGGCAAAAGUGAUGGUUACAGCACACCCGAUAUUGUAAUCACUUUUGCUCUACUGGGCGGAGCUUGUGCACUGGAGGUUGCAUCUGUUUUCAAGGCGAUUGGAUCGACCUGGACAUAUGCCACCUUGAAAGGGUACGGAUGGAAGUGGCUGGCCAAUGCGAUUCUGUUUGCACGCUACCAUCUCCUCGUCGUCAAGGAUGGAAGGUGGUCCAAUUCUGUCGGGCAGUAUAACUUCAUAUCCUUCUGUGCCAGGGAUGAGACCGAGCUCAGGGGAAGAAUAGCCAAAUGGAUUAGGCUUCGGGAAUUGUGGAACAAAGCUCACUACACCAAACAUGCCAAGCUUUCACCUGCCGUCAAGGAGUUUGUAUGGGACUUGCUCAGAGGUGCAAAGUCUGAUAUGGUACAAAUUGAAGAUGUGGCCAUCCGGAAUGGGUACUGGGCUCGCAGGUUAACGGGCUUCCAACAGCUCAAUUGGAGCCUGAGUUUUGAAUUUCAGAAGAGCGUGCUUAUUUGGCAUUUAGCAACAAGCACCUUCCUCAAUGUCCCUGCCGUUAAAUCUCAACUGGCCAACGAGGAUGAGGAAAUGGCUAAAGCAGUCAAUACUCUCUCCGAGUACAUGAUGUACCUCCUCAUCGAGCACCCUGAUAUUCUGCCCAUGAAAGCAGCUGUCCGAAACCUGUUUCGCCUAACCUCCACCUCUUAUGCUGAGGAUUUUUCUGGAGAUAAUGUGGGUACGCCUCACCAGAUAAUUAUGGAUUACAUGAAACGACGUGUUGGGUAUAUACGAGAACUAUAUGAUGAUUUGACGCAAGACAGAUGGGAUGCUUACCCGGGCGAAGCUGUGCUGGUGAAAGCAUGCAGCCUUGCUCACACAAUGCUCCGCAUGGAGUUGGAGCUCACACAUAAGCUGGUAAUACUCGGAACAGUGUGGGUGGAGAUGUUGUGCUACGCAGCAACCAAUGCAACUGGGGGAUUCCACGCCAGGCAGCUGAGCAAUGGUGGCGAGUUUCUCACCCACAUCCUGCUCCUCACCAAAUAUUGUGCUGCUAUGCCCAACAUAGCAAAUCCGUAUGUCAGAGCAGCUGACGAAACUGUGGAGUAUAGAUCUGACGAGAUCCAGGUAUGGUGACCAGCUACUCCUACUACUAACAACCUGUAGUUCAUUUUUGCUAGUGUGUUGAAUUUGUAAGUCCAUUUCGAUUUCAAUUUUGUACCUUUAUUGUGAUUGGAGAAAUACCAACUUUUGCCCUUUUCAAA
This is a messenger RNA of Triticum aestivum (bread wheat), 4213 nucleotides long. RefSeq lists its product as uncharacterized. The record is from RefSeq and is a predicted model, not a curated record. The transcript is spliced from 10 exons. Lineage: Eukaryota; Viridiplantae; Streptophyta; Magnoliopsida; Poales; Poaceae. The coding region runs from base 1896 to 4085 and encodes 729 amino acids.